CACGAAUCCGAUAUCUUUAUGUUUUACUCGUGUCCGAUUCUCAAGACAAGCGACUCUUUUCAUCUUUCGUACGAACUGCUGGCAAAUCACUUGAACAUUUCAUUUCUUUGUAAAUACAAAUGUGUAGCUGAAUGUUCAAUUUAUCUGACAAUAAAACAAGACGCAAAAUGUCGCGCGGAUGCUUCUGUGAACAGACGGAAUGAAUCAAGUGAACCGUUCAAAGGAACCGUUUGGCGGAAUUGAAUCGGACUCAUCAGCUUUAUUGUGUUUCACUGGUGUGGAGGAUUGUGAGAUUCUCGUUCAUCUGUCCAGUCUUUGCGGAUGUGCUGGAGGUCUUUGGAGGAGCUGUGAUUGUUUCUGAGGGGGUCUCGUGCACGUGCGUGCGGGGGUCUGACGGUUGUGUGUGCCGUGGUCCGUCGCAGGGGAUCGGUCGGUCCAUGGUGACUUUCAUUUAAGUCUUUGGCUUCAAGUGUGCUCCGCCAAAUCUCACAUCAUGUCGGGAGCGUACGAUGAGAGCGCCAUGUCCGACGAGACCACCGACAGCUUCUGGGAGGUCGGGAACUACAAGCGUACAGUGAAGCGGAUCGAGGACGGUCAUCGUCUCUGUAAUGACGUGAUGAACUGCAUACAGGAACGUGCCAAAAUAGAAAAAGCUUACGGCCAGCAGCUCACCGACUGGUCCAAAAGAUGGAGACAGCUCGUGGAGAGAGGACCGCAGUACGCUUCUCUAGAGAGAGCCUGGCUGGCCGUGAUGACGGAGGCAGAAAAGGUGAGCGAGCUGCAUCAGGAGGUGAAAAAUAAUCUGCUGAACGAGGACCUGGAGAAAGUGAAGAACUGGCAGAAAGAUUCUUACCACAAACAAAUGAUGGGCGGCUUUAAAGAGACCAAAGAGGCCGAAGAGGGCUUCAGAAAAGCUCAGAAACCCUGGGCCAAAAAACUGAAAGAGAUGGAAGCAGCGAAGAAAUCAUAUCACAUGGCCUGUAAAGAAGAAAAGAUAGCAUCUACGAGAGAAGCCAAUAGUAAAGGAGAAGCAUCUGUGACAACAGACCAACAAAAGAAACUUCAGGAGAAACUGGACAAAUGUAAAAAUGAUGUACAGAAGGCCAAAGAGAAGUACGAGAAGAGUCUGGACGAGGUCAGUGGCUGUUCACCGCAGUACAUGGAGAACAUGGAGGUGGUGUUUGAGCAGUGUCAGCAGUUCGAAGAGAAGAGAUUGAACUUCCUCAGAGAGAUUCUUCUAGAUAUCAAACGACAUCUCAACCUCACCGAGAGCCAAAGCUACGCCACAGUUUACCGUGAUCUUGAGCGAAGCAUCACCUCAGCCAGCGCUCAAGAAGAUCUGAAGUGGUUUAAUAACGCUCACGGGCCUGGCAUGCACAUGAACUGGCCACAGUUUGAGGAGUUCAAUCCAGAUCUGAGUCACUCCAUAAAUAAGAAAGAAAAGGUUAAAAAGAAUCCCGACGGAGUGACAUUAACUCAAGUGUCUCAGGCUGGAGAUCAAGGGACGCCGAAAGCAGGAGAGCGCGGCAGCGUGAGCAGCAAUGAGAAGAAUCAGCAGUAUUCUGCAGAAUGGUCAGACGAUGAACAGCCUCCCGCCGCUCAACCGGACGACGAAACAAACGGAGUCGGAAAUCCAUUCGACGAGGACGGCAGAGGAGUGCGCGUGAGGGCUCUGUACGACUACACCGGUCAAGAACAAGACGAGCUGAGCUUCAAAGCAGGAGAUGAGCUCAUUAAACUAGAAGAUGAAGAUGGGCAGGGCUGGUGUAAAGGACGACUGAAGAGCGGUCAGUUAGGUUUGUAUCCCGCCAACUACGUGGAGCCCAUUUAAUUCUCUCAUGCGCCUUAAAGACUUCUGAAGAAUCCACGACAACCCUUUCCCUGCCUGACCCACCCGCACACAUCAUCAUUUCCCUCGAGGAACGUUUCCGUGCAUCUGUGUUCAGUAUUGUGAUGCUGACGUGUGUAAUGUACAUUCAUGUACAUCCGUGAUGCCUCGCAUAGCAAAAAUCAGCUAUGCAAUGUGAACUUUUUUUAUGUUUAUUUUGAAGUACAACGUUCAGCGUUAAAACUUGUGACCCUUUGUAUUACAAUCUGUUUUACUUUAGCGGGGCUGAACGAACAAAGAGGGCUCACACAGACAUCAUCUAACAUUUAAUGAAAGACGAUAAACAUAAAGACUUGAUUUUCACAAGAAAAAAUAUUGUAGUUGUAUAUUUGAAGAGUUUGGUUCCAAAAUGAGAUAACGCCGUUUUUAAAGUUUUUCAAAAAUCAUGUUUUUUUAUUGUGCAAUCCAAUUCAUAUCCAUCAAACUGCAGUUGGUUUGUUUUGAUUUACACCAUAAUAACCCAAAAAAUGCAGCUAACUAACACAAUAAAACAUGAUAACAUAAUAUAUAUAUUUAAAAACAUAGUUAUCUCAUUUUGGAUAUAAACUCUUCAUUUUAAUAUUUACUAGAGUAAACUGUAGUACAUUAUAGUAAGGAUUACACUUUGUCAUUGUAUAUAGUAUUAAUCAUAGUGAAUAGAUGAACUGUAGUAAAUACUCUAGUGUAGUGUAAUAUUUAUAUAACAGUUUACAGUAGUAAAUGCUAAAGUAUACCACGGUAUUUUUUUUAUGCGAAUGCUGAAUUGAGCACAUUUCAUGUUGGAUUAAUGCAGUGACAUACAGAUGCUUCAUGAAUUUAAGAUGCUGUUGUCAUGUUUCAUUGAAACGCUCUUCUCCAUCUUUAUUUACUUCAAUGUUUUGUAAGCUUUAUUUGAAGAAACUCUAAACGACACAACAAAGUUUCAUUUUAGAAAAGUGCUCAAAAAAACUGUGACAAAAGUCCCGAAGGAAUGUUCAAGCGAGAAAAUGAUAAUCCUCUAAUAUCUUACUGGAUGAACUUUCAUUCUGGAUGAAAAAAACAUUUUCAUCUGCCUGAGGUUUGAAAUGAUGAUUGAAAGUGAAUGAACAUUCCAGUGGGAUUUUAUGUGACUAACUGCAGAUAUUAGUUAUGAUUUCAUGACUGUUGAGCUGAAGUCUGUUCAAAUGCUUUUAAAUGUUUUUUUUAAUGUUCUUUUGCCUUUAUUCUCUACAUGUGAUCCAUGACAGAUUCAUUAAGUUCUGUUGAUAUAUUCUGUCUUACAGUAAGAGUCAUGAAUCUUGAUGAUGACGACGGAUUGUGUGUUUAAUGCUGAUGGGAUGAGAGGAGACUGUAUAUACCGUAUAUACUGUAUGUUUAGAACAGACCGAUGUGCUCGGAUCAUCUUCAUGUGUUGUGAAGGUCACAAUAAAACUGUGAGACGGACGGAUGAGCGGUCAGAGAGUUGAAUUCACCAGCAGGGGUCAGCAUCUCUCAAACAUCAUCACAACAUGUCACACGUCACGUUCAAAUCUGGAAAAACAGGCGAAAUCUGAAUGGACAUCUCUACACUCUUAAAAUAAAGGUGCUUAAAAGCGAUGUCAACGAUUUAGUCAAAGGUUCUCUAAAGAACCAUCUCCUUCUUACCUUUCUAUCAUCUGAAGAACCUUUUUCACCACAAAGAACGGAAACAGAAAGGUUCUUUGGCUGUUGAGGUUCUUAAUGGAACCACUUAGACAAAAAGGUUCUUCUACGGCAUCGUGAAGCAUCUUUUUCUUUAAGAGUGUUUGCACAAUAGAAUUUCUGCUUUUCAUGAUGAGCUGGACGGGAUUUUGUGAGCAUCACUGACUGUGUACCAUGGUACAGCAAUAUAACAGACAUGGUACUGUAUAAACCUGUUGUAAAUACUGCCCUCUUAAAUAUAAAGGUGCUUGAAAGGUUCGUCACGGCGAUGCCAUUGAAGAGCCAUUUUUGGUUCGACAAAGAAGCAUUCAGCCAAAGGUUCUGUAAAGAACCAUCUCUUUCUUACUUUUUUAUCAUCUGAAGAACCUUUCUGUUUCACAAAAGAUGUUAAAGGUUCUUUAUGAAACCAAAAGGU
Messenger RNA from Triplophysa rosa, 3941 nucleotides. RefSeq names its product protein kinase C and casein kinase substrate in neurons 1b (gene pacsin1b). Gene Ontology annotation, cellular component: cytoplasm; endosome; plasma membrane. Lineage: Eukaryota; Metazoa; Chordata; Actinopteri; Cypriniformes; Nemacheilidae. The transcript has 11 exons. Gene Ontology annotation, molecular function: phospholipid binding; protein binding. Gene Ontology annotation, biological process: cytoskeleton organization; regulation of endocytosis; neuron projection morphogenesis. The record is from RefSeq and is a predicted model, not a curated record. Bases 494 to 1831 code for a protein of 445 amino acids.